Messenger RNA from Penicilliopsis zonata CBS 506.65, 4590 nucleotides. RefSeq lists its product as hypothetical. Gene Ontology annotation, biological process: protein import into peroxisome matrix. The record is from RefSeq and is a predicted model, not a curated record. The transcript has 3 exons. Gene Ontology annotation, cellular component: peroxisomal membrane; cytosol. NCBI's taxonomy places the organism in Eukaryota, Fungi, Ascomycota, Eurotiomycetes, Eurotiales, Aspergillaceae. The coding region runs from base 167 to 4504 and encodes 1445 amino acids. Gene Ontology annotation, molecular function: ATP hydrolysis activity; ATP binding.
CUUCCUCCAGAGGGUCUCACGAGCAACGGCGAUUCUAUUCCCGAGUCUCUCUCACCGAGUCUUUUGCGUGGUUCUCUCUGUGUAUAUAUAUUCUUUUCUCUGUAUUGAUGGCCUAGAACUCGUGGAUUGGUUUCUACCCUACGACUUAUCCCCCACGCGGUCCGUGAUGGACCUCUCGUCCCCCGCCGGCCAGUCCUCCUCCGGACAGCUCUCACGACGUCCCAGGCGUAGCCCCCGGCGACGUCUGCAGAACCGCCCACCGCUGUCGGCGCGGUUAGUGAUUGAUCCUCAGCUGCGAGGGAAGGUCGGGUUGCUGUCGGAGGAUCUUGCGAGCGAUUUGUUCCAGGACAAUGACCGUACUGGACAAAACACGCUCUACGUCGCCAUCUCCCCCUUGACCCCCGUCUAUACGGGCGUGGAAGAGCAUUCUUGGACGGUCGUUCCCGUCCAGGUCACGCCGUCGGCCUCCCGAACGAACGCCGUGCCGAAUUCGACCGUGCUGUUCCCCGACGCCGCGGACGCGUUACAGCCCUUUGUACAGGCGCUUGCCCGCCUUGAUCCCACCAAGCAUGCGACCCCGCUGCAACGUGCCUUUGAGAUUAGGGUGCUCGAUGUCGUUCCCUUACACCUGGAGACGGUUUACGUGACCGUGGAGCGCCAUCUGCUGCGUAACCACGAUGACAUCCAGAACCGUUUCGGCGGCGGGUUCCGCACUACCAGCCUGCAGGUCCCCAACGGGCUGUGGGCAAAGGCUGGGGGCAAGGGGGUAGCGGCAGCGGCGAUUGAUACGAAACGGGCGAGCAAGAGGGACGUCGCUGAAACCGAGGACCGGUUGAGGGCGGCCAUCCGGGAGGCCCUGGGCGCGCAGUUGAUCGUCCAUGCUGGAGAUGUCCUGCCUCUGCCCUUGCCCCCGCAUCCGAUCACCUAUGCACCCCCGCCGCCUGCGCGCGUCUCCUUCUGCGAGCCCGUCUCGCAAGGUCUGCUGGCGCCCACCACCCAGAUAGUGCUGCUCCAGGCCCGCGCCUCGACGAAGAACGGCAGCAAGAGCAGCAGCUUGGCGCAGAAGAGCAGCAGUCUCCCCGCUGGCUCGGCUCUGUUGAAGCAGGUUGCCGAGGAUGAGGCCGACGACACCGCCAACGAGCAGUUCUACUCCGCCGCCGAGGACAAGGCCACUGAGAGCGGUACUGAGAUGGAGAGCUCGUCCGCCCCGGACGACACGGAGACCGAGGACGACUCCACUGGUGGCCAUUCUAGCGACGCCUCGGAUGAUUCUCUCGAGGAUAUGAUCUCGCUUGCCGCUCCGGAGCUGCCGCAACCGCCCUCGGGGAUCAUGUCGGCCGCAACUGCUGCCACCCCCCGGCCGGGAGGAGUCUUGGUUGGUGGCCGGCGGCUGGAUGGCGGCACGCAAACUCCCGGAUCAGUGGCGUCUAACUUCACGGCAACCACGAUGCGACCCGGGGGGCGCGGCGGCGGCGGCGGCGGCGGCGGCGGCGGGAAGGUCUUCAAGACCGAGAGCCUUCUGCAGCCUAUUCCCAACGAGAUUCUGCACCCCCGGCCACGAGAAGACGAUGACCUUGACUCCUUCAUCUUCGUCGACAUUAGCACACUGGCCAAGGUCGGCUGUUUCUCGGGUGAUUGGGUGCGCAUUGAAGCCACAGAAGAGCCCCAGGUGAACAACAUGUUCGCCUCGUUGAAUAUGAGCAGAUUCAACAACGAGUACGAAGAAGAUCCGGGCGACUGGCGGCCCGUCAAGAUCUACGGGUUGCCCGGAUUACCUUCCCCGAAUAAACCGCGAUAUUCAAUCAACCCUCAGUCGGCCGACCGGCGCUCAAGUAUCUCGCAGCUGCGUCCCUCGCAGCGGUUGACCCCUUCCGUGUACGUGCCGCCUCUCCUGCUCAACAACCUUGAGAACACAAAGUAUCUGCGUAUCUCGCCCAUGACCUUCCCCACGGCCCCCGCCGGCGGCGCCGGCCUCUCCAACAAGCCAGGUCUUCUGCAGCAGAUGCGCACAAGUGCCGUUCGCACUCCGCCGCUGGCCAAAGAGGUUACUUUACUCAAGAUUUCUACCCCGCUGUCCAUGGACCGCGUCCUCCAGCCGGCCUUGUUUGCGGGGCUGAAACAGUACUUUGAAUCGCGGCACCGUAUCCUCAAAAGUGGCGACCUGGUGGGUAUCAGUGUCGACGAGAAUCUCGGCCGCGCGGUCUUCUCGACCGAUGGCGCCAAUGACGACGACUUGACGAUUCGUCUCGCUCAAAGGGCCGGACCCCGAAAGGUCGGCGUCGCCUGGUUCCGCGUCGGACACGUUGCCCCCACGAGUCUUGACGAACCGGACGAGCCGUCUCUCGAUGAGCAGUGGGGCGGUGUUGCGGUGAUCGACUCGGCGACGACCCGCAUGGUCCAAGCGGGCAGCGAGAUCAGCCGCAUUCCCGGCACGCUGGACAACGGCUGGGAGUACUGGCUAGGCGUACGGGCGCUUCCCAAACCGAUCGGCGAGGUGUCCUCAUCCCCGCAUAUGCACGGACUGGUCACCGACGCCCUGCCGCCGGCCUUUGUCUCGCCGUUGCAGAGCCGCCUGCGUGAGCUGAUGCGGGUCGCGACCAGUCCCCGGGCAAUUCAGCUGGGCAUGAAGCCGCUAGUCAUCCUACUGCAGUCGCAGCAGCGGCAUAUCGGCAAGGCAACGGUGGCCAUGCGCGCCGCGGCGGAUAUCGGCCUGCACACGUUUUCAAUCGACGCCUACGAGAUCCUAACCGAGGGUGCAGCCGCCAACGGGGGCGAUGUCAAGACCGAGGCCUACCUCAAGGCCCGCGCGGAGCGCGCCCUGGGCCACUGCGGUUCCUCCUGCACCGCCCUACUGCUCCGGCACAUCGAUGUGCUGACCGCAGACCGGAUCGUCACCGCGCUGGUCGAGAUCGUCGCCGACGCGCGAGUCGUCAUCGCGACCACCACGGAUGUCGAGCAGAUCCCCGAGGGCAUUCGCAGCCUUUUCACGCAUGAGUUCGAGAUGUCCGCCCCGGAGGAGAAAGAGCGCGAGGGUAUCCUCCGCAACGCGGUCGCGGAACGCGGCAUCCGUCUGUCGCCAGACGUCGACCUAGCCACCGUUGCCAUGAAGACCGCGGCGCUCGUCGCGGGCGACCUGGUCGACGUGGUUGAACGGGCAUUGACAGCACGGGUCGAUCGGUUGGAGAAACUUGCCAGCUCCAACACGUCGCUCUCGUCAUCCGGGGCCAAGGUGACCACUCGCGAUAUCCUUGUGUCUGGCGGCGAUGGGAAGGGAGUGACCAGAGCGGACUUUGACAGCGCCGUCGACGCCGCGCGCAAGAACUUUGCCGACGCGAUUGGAGCACCCAAGAUUCCCAACGUGAGCUGGGCGGACGUGGGCGGCCUGACGAACGUCAAGGAUGCGCUGGUGGAGACGAUCCAGCUGCCGCUGGAGCGACCCGAGCUGUUUGCGCGCGGCAUGAAGAAACGCAGUGGAAUUCUGUUCUACGGACCGCCGGGGACGGGCAAGACGCUGCUGGCCAAGGCGAUCGCAACCGAGUUCUCUCUCAACUUCUUCUCAGUCAAGGGGCCCGAGCUGCUGAACAUGUACAUCGGUGAGUCGGAGGCAAACGUGCGGCGCGUGUUCCAGCGGGCCCGGGAUGCACGGCCGUGCGUCGUCUUCUUCGACGAGCUGGACUCGGUGGCGCCCAAACGCGGUAACCAGGGCGACAGCGGCGGAGUGAUGGACCGCAUCGUCAGCCAGCUCCUUGCCGAACUGGACGGGAUGAACGGCGGCGAGGAGAAUGGCGGCGGCGUUUUCGUCAUCGGCGCGACAAACAGGCCCGACCUGCUGGACACAGCGCUGCUCCGACCCGGCCGCUUCGACAAGAUGCUCUACCUGGGUGUCUCGGACACACACGCCAAACAGGCCACCAUCCUACAAGCGCUGACCCGCAAGUUCACCCUGGAUGCCACGGUAGACCUGCACCGUGUCGCGGACCGGUUGCCCCUCACCUACACGGGCGCGGACCUGUAUGCGCUCUGCUCCGAUGCCAUGCUAAAAGCCAUCACUCGCAAGGCCACGGCUGUCGAUAAGAAGAUCGCCCAGCUGCCCGGCGAGAAGGUCAGCACGGCCUACUUCUUCGACCAUCUCGCUACCCCGGACGACGUGGCGGUUACCGUCACGGAGGAGGAUUUUGCUCAUGCGCAGGACGAGCUUGUUCCUAGCGUUAGUGCCAAAGAGCUAGAACACUUUGAACGCAUUCGACGCUCCUUCGAAUCAACAGACCAGACGCAGACGCAGACGCAGCAGCCACCACAGACGAUCGGGGAAGCAAUCAGUGCACUUACGAUGGGAGCAGCAGGAGCAGUAGAUGGACCCGUCAGUGAACGGAAAGGGAAGCAAGUCAACGGCAAGUCCAGGGAGAAAUCCGUCAAGAAGGGCAAAGAGAUGGAUGCAGGCGAGGAAGACGUCGACGCAGAUGUCGAGGACGAUUAUAUCGUGCGGACCGAUCAUUUGAAGUAGAUUUGUAUCAUGAUUGAACUACCGAGUACAUUUAUGUAAUAACUUUCUUGUCAAACUAGGUAGUAAGUACAAAAUAUAUAAUGGCC